Molecule: messenger RNA, 1494 nt
Organism: Pyricularia oryzae 70-15
Lineage: Eukaryota; Fungi; Ascomycota; Sordariomycetes; Magnaporthales; Pyriculariaceae
Product: allantoate permease
Exons: 5
Coding region: 1-1494 (497 amino acids)
Biological process (GO): transmembrane transport
Cellular component (GO): membrane
Molecular function (GO): transmembrane transporter activity
Source: RefSeq, a predicted model, not a curated record
AUGUCGGAAAAGGAGCAAACCAUCGUUGACCCGAAACAUAAUGGCGGGAAUGUUAGCGUCAGCGACGGCGAUGCUGCCUUGCAGUUUCUUAACAAUGGCACGGCGACAGUCAUGACAGAGGCCGACGAGAAGCGACUGCUUAGGAAGAUUGACCGCACCAUUAUGCCUCUGAUGUUCGCGUGCUAUUUUCUGCAAUACCUCGACAAGACCCUCAUCAACUAUGCCAACGUCAUGGGGCUGCAAAAGGACACGGGCAUCAACACAGAUCAGUACUCACAGCUGGCCCUCAUCUUUUACGUCUCGUACCUCGUUUUCGAGUUCCCCACCGGCUACCUGAUGCAGCGACUCCCAACAUCCAAAUACCUCGGCUUCAACGUCUGCGCUUGGGGCAUGAUGGUUGCGUGCACCGCGGCGGCGAACAGCUGGGCGGGACUUGUGACCCUGAGGGUGCUGCUGGGCUGCUUCGAGGCCGUCGUGGCUCCCUCGCUGAUCCUCAUCACCACCAUGUGGUACCGCAAGUCGGAGCAGCCUCCACGCGUGGGCUUGUGGUACGUCGGCACGGGCAUCGGCAAGAUGGUGGGCGCCUUGACGUCUUUUGGGUUCCAGCACUACACCGGCAACGUCAUGCGGUCGUGGCAGAUCAUGUUCCUCGUGUUUGGACUGAUAACAGUCGCCGUCGGGAUCCUGGUCGUGCUCUUCAUGCCGGACAGCCCCAUGAAGUCACGACUGACCCAAGAAGAAAAAGUCUGGGCGAUCGAGCGGCUCAGAGGCAACAAGACGGGCGUCGAAAACAAGCACCUCAAAAAGUACCAGGUGUAUGAGUGUUUUCGAGACCCGCAGACUUUUCUGCUCGUCUUGAUUGUCCUUUCGUCAAACAUACCCAACGGCUUCAUCAGCAGCUACCAGGCGUCUGUCAUCCAAAGCUUUGGUUUUACCUCCAAGCAGGCUGCCUUGCUGUCUAUACCCUCGGGUGCCGUUGCCUGCUUCGCCACAAUCACCGGAACCUGGUUUGCCGGGAGAUUCAACCUUAGGGGCCCCUUCAUCCUUGCCACUCUCGGAAUGGGCUUUCUUGGCAGCAACCUCAUGGCAUUCCUGCCAGAGGAUGGCUAUGUUGUCGGAAAGAUGAUCGGCAACUACUCGGCCAAUUUCAUCGGCUCCUCCCUGCCCCUGAUGUACUCGUACGCCGGGGCCAACUACGCCGGCCACACCAAGAAGGUUACCAUGAAUGCCAUUGUACUGAUAUCAUUUUGCUUGGGCAACAUUAUCGGCCCCUUGACAUUCCGCGAGCAGGACAAGCCGCGCUUCAUCCCGGCCAAAAUCGCCAUGGUCGUGACCACGGCGUUCGCCGCUCUGCUGACCGUCGUCCUCAUGCUCUACUACAGGUGGGAGAACAAGAGGCGGGACCAAAAGUACGCGCACGAGGCCCACAGGGAGAACAGCGAGUUUUUUGACCUCACGGACCGCGAGAACCAUGAAUUCAGGUACGUCCUGUAG